CAACAUUCCAAGGAAUUUAAAUUCAUCUGUUGGAACUACAAGUCCAUCAGCCUCAUUGAGAGGGGAAACCCGUCCAGGAGCCUGGAGAACGUGUGCCGCUGGGCCUGCCAGCAGCAGAGGUCCGAUCUCAACCACUCUGAGCAUCACGAUCACGCAAUCUUCUUAACCAGGCAAGACUUUGGACCUGCUGGAAUGCAAGGGUACGCGCCAGUCACGGGCAUGUGUCACCCUGUAAGAAGCUGCACCCUGAAUCACGAGGACGGCUUUUCAUCUGCUUUUGUAGUAGCCCACGAAACUGGCCAUGUGUUGGGGAUGGAGCACGACGGCCAAGGGAACAGGUGCGGCGACGAGACGGCCAUGGGCAGCGUCAUGGCCCCCUUGGUGCAGGCAGCUUUCCACCGGUACCACUGGUCCCGAUGCAGUGGCCAAGAGCUGAGAAGAUACAUCCAUUCCUAUGACUGUCUCCUUGAUGACCCUUUCGAACACGAUUGGCCCAAACUCCCCGAACUUCCUGGAAUCAAUUAUUCAAUGGACGAGCAAUGCCGUUUUGAUUUUGGCGUUGGUUAUAAAAUGUGCACUGCGUUCCGAACCUUCGACCCGUGCAAACAGCUCUGGUGCAGCCACCCUGAUAACCCCUACUUCUGCAAGACCAAGAAGGGGCCCCCGCUCGAUGGGACCGAGUGUGCUGCUGGGAAGUGGUGCUACAAGGGCCACUGCAUGUGGAAGAGCGCCAGUCAGCAGAGGCAGGAUGGCAGCUGGGGGUCCUGGACCAAGUUUGGCUCUUGCUCACGGACUUGUGGGACUGGUGUUCGCUUCAGAACCCGCCAGUGCAAUAAUCCCAUGCCCAUCAACGGUGGUCAGGAUUGUCCUGGUGUCAACUUUGAGUACCAGCUCUGCAAUACGGAAGAAUGCCAAAAGCACUUUGAGGACUUCCGAGCGCAGCAGUGCCAGCAGAGAAACUCGCACUUUGAAUACCAGAAUAGCAGACACCACUGGAUGCCCUACGAGCAUGGCGACUCCAAGAAAAGAUGCCAUCUUUACUGUCAGUCCAAGGAGACUGGAGACGUGGUGUACAUGAAGCAGCUGGCACACGACGGGACGCGCUGCUCCUACAAAGACCCCUACAGCAUCUGCGUGCGAGGGGAGUGCGUGAAAGUGGGCUGUGACAAAGAAAUUGGUUCUAACAAGGUUGAGGAUAAGUGUGGAGUCUGUGGAGGAGAUAAUUCCCACUGUCGAACCGUGAAGGGGACAUUUACUAGAACUCCCAGGAAGCUCGGGUACCUUAAGAUGUUUGAUGUACCCCCCGGGGCUAGACAUGUGUUGAUCCAAGAAGACGAGGCCUCCCCUCAUGUUCUUGCUAUCAAGAACCAGGCGACAGGCCACUAUAUUUUAAACGGUAAAGGGGAGGAGGCCAAGUCCAGGACCUUCAUAGACCUCGGUGUGGAGUGGGAUUACAACAUCGAAGACGGCAUUGAGACCCUGCACACCGAUGGACCCUUGCACGACCCUGUGAUUGUUUUGAUUAUACCUCAGGAGAAUGAUACCCGCUCCAGCCUGACGUACAAGUACAUCAUCCACGAGGACUCGGUUCCCACCAUCAACAGCAACAACGUCAUCCAGGAGGAGUUAGACACUUUUGAGUGGGCUUUGAAGAGCUGGUCUCAAUGUUCCAAGCCCUGUGGUGGAGGUUUCCAGUACACUAAGUAUGGUUGCCGUAGGAAAAGUGAUAAUAAAAUGGUCCACCGCAGCUUCUGUGAGAGAAUAAACAUCAUGUCUUCAUCUGAAUUGGAAAAGGGCUGGGUGGCGGAGGCGUGGGAACACUGCACCCGGACCUGCGGGGCCUCGGGCUCGCAGCUGCGCACCGUGCGCUGCCUGCAGCCGCUGCACAACGGCAGCAGCCGCUCCGUGCCGGCCAAGCACUGCGCCGGAGACCGCCCCGAGAGCCGCCGGGCCUGCAACCGCGUGCCCUGCCCGGGGCACUGGAAGACCGGGCCCUGGAGCGAGUGCUCAGUGACCUGUGGUGAAGGAACGGAGGUGAGGCAGGUCCUGUGCAGGGCUGGAGACCAGUGUGAUGGGGAGAGGCCGGAGUCAGCCCGAGCCUGCCAGCUGCCUCCCUGUAACGAUGAGCCGUGUUUGGGAGACAAGUCCAUAUUCUGCCAGAUGGAGGUGCUGGCACGGUACUGCUCCAUCCCAGGGUACAACAGGCUGUGCUGUGAGUCCUGCAGCAGGCGCGGCAGCACCCUGCCACCACCCUACCUUCUAGAAGCUGCUGAAAUGCAGGAUGACAUUGUCUCUAACCCUAGUGACCUCCCUGGGUCUCCAGCCAUGCUGGCCUCUUUGGUUCCUUCUCAUCCAGAGACCCCUGCAGAGAAGAAAUCUCUGAGUGGGGUCUCCAUGGGGGGCUCAGGCGCAUCUGCUGCCUUCAGGCCACACAGUGAACCCCACCCGGCUAACUUGCCCCCCAGGGGGGCUCAGCAGGUAGGAAGGACUGUGAGGCUGGUCUCAGGUCCAUCCUCCCCACCCAACCGGAGUGGCCACUUCCACUCAGCUCCGCAGACGGCUACUGCCGCCAUCCUCGCGGUCAGUGACUCAGUAGGUGCUUCUCAGGCUGGAACCUCAAAGAAAGAUGAAAAGAUGGUUGACAAGAGACAUCCAGUAAGAUCAUCUGCCUCGGCAAGAUGAGGACGUGGACCCCAAAGUCUGGAAUUCAGAGGAGAACCAGGACAACCUCCCUCUCCCCAUGGUGCAUACGCUUGUUUAAAGUGGAAAUCUCUGGAGUCAUCAACUCCCACGUGUCUGUAAGUGGAAAAACAAAAGUGCUGGUUCACUUCUAGCUGCUUUCAUCCUCCACGGUUCUGCAUCCACGGUUUACCAGAAUUCAUUGGAAGAAAGCGCCAAAGGCUCUGAACAGGAGAAAAACAAGUUGCGGAGUGUGUUGGUUACUCUCUGAGACAGAAAAGGGACGGGAACCGAUUGUGCAUAUCAGCUGAGUUUUUGUUGUUUUAAAAAAGGUAUGGUAAAAAUUAAAAAAGAGAUACCAAUGGUUUACAUUUUAACAAGAAAUAAUGGAAAUGGAGCAAAAAAUUCUUAGACUUGUAUUCCUAUUUAUCUACAUUAGAAAUAUUGUAUGAGCAAAUUUGCAGCUGUUGUGUAAAUACUGUAUAUUGCAGAAAUCAGUAUUAUUUUGAGAGCUGUUCUCAGAUGAUUGUUUACUAUGUCACAUUUCUGGAUGUUCCUGGUGCCUGCCGUUAAGUGUUGCCUUAUUUGACAUCCUGUAGGUUGACUUUCAAAGCAAAAUGUUACAAAAGAGAAGUUAGAAUUACAGCUACUGACAUGACAGAGGGUUUUGCUGUAUGGUUUUGCGGAAUCAACAAUGUGAUCCCUAAAUUAUAGAUGGAACAAAACAGAGCAGCUGCCGACACACAGAUCCCAGCCCCCCUGCUGCCUUCUGCCCUCACAGCUAAAAGGAGCAGGGUGGAUGUCCUAGCGUGCUUCACUGACAGGGAACCAGGCCCGUAAUGAGCCUGUGCCGGACAAAACCAAAGGCCUUUCCCAGGCCCUCAAGAGAUGCCAGGGAGGUGCCCUGCGCUCUCGUGGUGGUGCUGUUGUUACCAUUUUCAUUUUCCGUUGUCGGUGAAUACAAGCAGUUUCACUGAAUGUACUGUAAUAAUCAUGAAGAAAAAUGUUCUGGGAUGACUUGUUCGUUUGUUCGUAGCUGAGAAAAACAUUAUCAAUCCAGAACUGACAUUUGAGUAUAAUAGGGCUUUGGGGCUUUGGAGAUAGGAUCGAGUAAGCAUUUGUCAAUGGUUGAGAUAUUUAUUUUCUACAUGGUUCAUAUUCAAAUGUUUGCAACCACAAUGCAUCUGACUGCAAUAAUGUGCUAGUAAUUUAUAUCCGUGGCCGCCUUGCUCACAGCAAAGCCAGAAAUGCUCUCUCCAGGGAGUCGAUGUAAAGUACUUGUAUAUAGAAUUCAGAACCGAAGAUAUUUAUUAAAAGUUGAAUUUUUUUCCUUGAUAGUAUUUUUAUGUACUAAAUAUUUACACUACUAUCAAUGACAUAUUUUGGGAAACUAGAGAGAUAUAAUUAUAUGUGUGUACUUUGUUCUGUGAUAGAAGAGAUCUUUAAGCAAACUUCCUUAGCCAGCUCAAAGAGCUAAAACUGAACAAAUUUUGACAUUAUUAAAACCUUUUGCAUUUUUAAAGUGUUGAUAUUAAGCUGAUGACUUGUUCCCCUUCAAGGAAAUGUAAACUUUGUAUGGGCUCAGCUGGCUGUUUAAUGAAACAGUGAGUUAGAAACAUUUUUAAAAGUAUGUAAAAGAGAUAAAGGUUUUAUGAAUUAUACUUAGAAAAGAAAGAUAAGCAUUAUCAGCAUAAUGUUUUUGAGGUCAGUACUCGAGCUGUCUAAAAAUGUAUUAUGCAAACUAAAAUGUAGAUGUGUUAACCUCUCCAAGCACAGAAUACACAAGACAUUUUGCAUUUUGACCAUUGUAAACUAACAGCAUUUAACUCAUUGGCCUCAUACCUCUAAAAGCAUCAGUGCUACUUUGUGCAAGAAUUUUGAAGAUCAAGUGAAUUAGGUUAAUUCAAGAUAGUAAAGCAAUCCCUGAGCCUCAAGUAAUAGUCUUUUUUCCCCUAACAACUUCCCUAGAAUAAAAUUCUCUCUAGUUUACUUGCGUGCGCAUAUGUCUGGUCUACAGGGAAACAGAAGAACGGUCACACACACACACCUCCGGUAAUGACAUCUGUGUUCAUUAUCCUUCUGACCUUUGAGCUCUCUUUUCUACAAAGCUAAAAAUUCCUUUUUAUUGAAGUGUACACUACU
Messenger RNA from Otolemur garnettii (small-eared galago), 4821 nucleotides. RefSeq names its product ADAM metallopeptidase with thrombospondin type 1 motif 3 (gene ADAMTS3). Gene Ontology annotation, molecular function: metalloendopeptidase activity. The annotation marks the transcript as partial. Lineage: Eukaryota; Metazoa; Chordata; Mammalia; Primates; Galagidae. The record is from RefSeq and is a predicted model, not a curated record. Gene Ontology annotation, cellular component: extracellular matrix. Gene Ontology annotation, biological process: extracellular matrix organization; proteolysis. The transcript has 18 exons.